This is a messenger RNA of Misgurnus anguillicaudatus (oriental weatherfish), 7777 nucleotides long. The record is from RefSeq and is a predicted model, not a curated record. NCBI's taxonomy places the organism in Eukaryota, Metazoa, Chordata, Actinopteri, Cypriniformes, Cobitidae.
UGUCAUACAUAUUAUUUCUGUUAUUUAACAUGUUUGUUUAAUUUGUUAAGUCUUUUCAUGAAUAAUGAGUACUGACGUUAACGAGGAACUAACGAGUUUGCGUUGCACACGGACAUUUUUUCAGGUGCAACAGGAAAGGUUCUGGUGAGAAGUUAUUUCUCUGUUCGUGUAUUAAAAGAGUUACGUGUACUAUAAGACUUGCUCGUAUUUGAGCAAAUAACUAAAGAUGUUUUUUCCAUUUGUGUUUUUAAGCAAAGGAUUAAGGAAGAUGUGUCUCAUUUUUGUGUUUUGAACGGGUAUUUCAAGGGAACUCAUUCCCUCUUGGUUAUGUGCAGCCAGCGAGUUUGACGGUGGUUUUCAUUGCCGGUUAAUGUGAUGACGGAGAAAUGGAUGACAAGGCAAUAAAUCCAUCAGUAAUCAGAACAACGGUGUCGUUUAUUUCCUGGAGGGAGUGAUAGUCAAACUCGCGCCUGCGUCAACGUUCCCGAACCUGCUCGUGCCCGGCCCAGAUACAGAUAAGCCCACGUUUACCGUUAAGGAUCUGCAGUUCAUCAGUGUUUCAUUAAGACGUCCAUAAGUCAGACACUUAAGUUUGUGUUCUGAAAAGUGACAAUAAGUUUGAACACUACAGGGGACUGCGUGUAACCUUAAUUAUAAUUGUGGUUUAAAUUGUAUAAGGGAAAUUUAUUGAUAUUGUCUAAAGAAAGUGUAAAGAAAACUUUAAAAGGGAAAAAUAAUUUUUUUUUUUGGUACAUUUAAGCAAACCAACAUCUUUCACUUUUUUGAAGUUCAUUUAUUAUUAUAAGUUAUUAUUUUCAAAGAAUGUUUACUUUUAUGCAAUAUUACUAAACCUUUACAAUGUUUACUUAAUUGAGGGGUUGAACUAAAAGCAAUUGACAUAAUUUAAUUUGAUUGUUCAGAAAAAGAAAAGAAAAAAGGGCAGUUUAACUACACAGCUAAUUUUUAGUGUGUUCAGGCUAUUCCCAGAUAAUGUAAGAUGUCUCAAACGAGUGAAAGGGAACAAGUGUCAGGGAAUGCUACCAUUGUACAACAAGCAGUACAGCCUGCAGAACCUCGUAGAAGUGAAAGAGAUCGAACAUUAACAGAAAAGGGAAGGGAAUUUCAGAAGGAAAAAGUGAAAGGAUUAAUACUUCGCUUUGACAGUAUUUAUGAACGCUGGAAGGUUUUGACAAAGGUGGCUAAAAAAUCUGUAAUCAAACAAGAUCCCAGUGAUAUCCUUCAAGAACACAUUAAAGGUAUUCAAAGAGAAAAAUCAGAGCUGAACAGUGUUUAUGAUGAAUACCGACAAAUUGACACCCCAUCUCAUGACAUGAGGCGCAAGUUGGACAGAUGUGCAUCCAUUACCAGAAUUGUAAUACAGAAUGCACAAUCUCAAAUGCAAGGAAAGGAGGAAGAGAUUAUAUGGCCUGAUGCUUCAUCUGUAUUUGCUUCUUCAACCUCCAGUGUUUCAUUUCAGAGCAAUAAUUCUAAGUCCAUUCACUCUGCUGUAUCCUCAUCAAAAAGACAAGAAGCUGCUGCUGAAUAUGCACAUACACAGGCUGUAUUGAAGAUUAUGAGUGAGCAAGAAAGCCACCAAGCAGAACUACAGAGACUUGAAGCUGAGGAUAAGUUAAUAGUUGCAGACCAAGAAGCAGCUGCAUCAACUCGCCGCCUUCAAAGAGAAAAGGAAGAAAUUGAGCGCAAAAUAGAAAAAGAAAGACAAGAGGCUGCUCUGUUAAAGAGACAGCAUGAAGAAAAUGCUGCAAGAAAAAGGUCAGUUGAAAAUUUGAAAAGAGAGCUUGAGCGUUUGGAAGAGCUAAAGAAGCUUAACGCAGCCAAAGCAAAGCUUCAAGUGUACGAUGCAAAUGAGUUCUAUCCAACCCAAGACUUUGUACCACAAAACUCUGAAGGUGAGCUGCCUACAGAUCAGAUAAUCUGUCAAGCGAGUACUGCUGAUCAGCAUCAUCCACCACCGCUCCGAGAUGAGACUCCAAGAAGUGAACUUCAAAAUGACAUGCGAGAGCUGGUGAAGGUCUUAGCUGAAGCUAUGACAGCAAACAGGCUACCCAUUCCAGAGCCUUCAAUAUUUAGUGGAGAUCCACUCAAGUUUAAUCAUUGGAAAUCAUCCUUUCAGACACUUAUAGAGAAAAAGAAUAUUCCAACCUCAGAGAAAGUCUUCUUCCUUCAAAAAUAUGUCGGAGGAGCUGCUAGAGAAGCCCUAGAAGGUCAUUUUCUGGCUGGUUCAGAAGAUUCAUACAGUGCAGCAUGGGACCUGCUUAAUGAAAGAUAUGGCCAACCCUUUGUAAUUGCCAAGGCUUUUCGAGACAAACUACAUACAUGGCCAAAAAUAGCUCCAAGAGAGAGUGCUGAGUUGAGAAAAUUUGUGGACCUUUUACGCAGUUGCGAAAGUGCUAUGUCUAACAAUGACAGUCUCCACAUUCUUAAUGAUGGAGUUGAGAAUCAAAAACUUACUGCUAAGUUACCUGACUGGUUAAGCUCCAGAUGGAACCGAAAGGCCACACAAUAUCAACUUGAACACAGAAGGUUCCCAAGCUUCAGUUAUUUUGUGGCAUUCCUUUCAAUGGAGGCUAGCAUCGCUUGCAACCCCAUUACAUCUUUUCAUGCAUUACGGCAAGGUGAAUCUGAUAAAGCAAAGAUCAGGAGCCAGAACGUUAUGACCUCCAAGAACCAAACCGUAGGUGCCAAGAUCUUCACGACAAACACCAUUGAGAGGAAAAUAGACACAUGUGUGUUUUGCAAAAAAACAGGACACAGCUUACAAAAAUGCUAUAAAUUAAGAGAGAAACCAGUUGCUGACCGCAUAAAAUUUAUGCAAAGUGAAAAGCUGUGCUUCGGCUGUUUGAGCCCUGGUCACCAGUCUAAGAGCUGCAGUAACCGGAUGGUCUGCGAUUCAUGCUCAAAGAGGCACCCCACAUGCCUGCACGAAGAACGUUCAAAAGGGGACCAAGAACCAAAGAAAGAAAAAUCUAAGGAAAGAUCUCAACCACAAGAUGUCACAAAGGAAACAACUUCUAACAGAGUCGUACAAGAUAUUACCAGUGCACAGACGUCAGCAAUAGUGCCUGUCUACGUGUCAAUGCCAAGUGAUCCAGACAAGGAAGUUCUCGUCUAUGCUCUGUUAGAUUCACAGAGUGACUCUUCAUUCAUUCUUGAUGAAGUGGCAGAUGUUCUUGAUACAAACACUGAACAAGUGAAGUUAAAACUAUCUACGAUGUCAUCAAAAGGGACAAUCAUUCACUGUAAAAGACUUAACAGCUUACAAAUAAGGGGCUUAUUUUCCUCUAAGAAGUUAACAGUGCCAACAGUUUACACACGUGACUUCAUCCCUGCUAAUCGCACACACAUCCCAGUGCCUGAGACAGCAAAGGCAUGGCCUCACUUGGAGCAUCUUGCUGACCACAUUGCGCCUCGAAAGGAUUGCGAAAUUGGUCUGUUGGUUGGGUACAAUUGCCCACAAGCUUUAAUGCCACGAGAAGUCGUUUGUGGGGAGGAAAGCCAGCCAUUUGCUCAGAAGACCGACUUAGGAUGGAGUAUAGUGAGUUAUGGUGACCCAGGAGAACACUACGGCGAUGCAAUUGGAGUAAGUCAUCGCAUCAUCGUAAAACAAGUCAUGCCUGAAGUGAAUGCAAUGGUCAAGCUUAAAGGAGAAGUCCACUAUGUUUGCAAUACGAAGGUCAGUGAAAUGGUCACUCCAGAUGACAUAAUUAAGAUGUUGGAAUCUGAUUUCAGUGAGAGUGUCGGAGACGAGUCAACCUUCUCUCAAGAAGAUCUACAUUUCAUGGCUAAAUUGAAAGACGGAAUCGGACAGAAGCAAGACGGACAUUUUGAAAUGCCCCUACCUUUCAAACAAGAUACACCAAAUCUACCAAAUAAUAAAUCAUGUGCUGUUCAACGCCUAAUGUCCUUGGAACGAAGACUUAGGAGAGACCAGCAAUACUGCACUGACUACUUGGGGUUUAUGAAAGACAUCAUUGCUCGGGGCUAUGCAGAAAAGGUCCCUGAAAAAGAGCUUCAAAAUCAACCAGUCUGGUAUAUUCCCCAUCACGGCGUAUAUCACCCCCAAAAGCCUGGGAAGAUACGAGUGGUCUUUGAUUGCUCAGCAAGGUUCCAAGAAACAUCACUGAAUGACCAACUUCUUACUGGUCCAGAGCUUACAAACACCCUGGUGGGAGUCCUUUGUAGGUUUCGCAAGGGUCCGAUUGCCAUCAUGUGUGACGUGGAACAAAUGUUUCACCAGUUCCAUGUAAGGCCUGAGCACCAAGACUACCUCAGGUUCUUAUGGUGGGAGAACGGUGAUCUAGACUCUCCACCCUCAAUUUUUCGGAUGAAGGUCCACCUAUUUGGGGCAGCCUCUUCACCUGGAUGUGCCAAUUUUGGACUUAAACAUCUAGCCGCUCAAGGUCAGGAUAAAUUUAACCCAAGCACUGUUAAGUUCAUCCAAAGGAAUUUUUAUGUUGACGAUGGAUUGGUGUGUGCAACAUCUGAUGCUGAAGCAAUCCAACUGGUUAAGGAAGCAAGAGACCUUUGCAGCACAGGCAAGCUAAGACUACACAAAUUUGUCUCCAACAGCAAGGAGGUAUUGAAAUCAAUACCGAAGGAUGAGUGUGCUGAAAGUGUCAAAGACAUGGAUAUGGCUUUGGGAGAGCCACUCAUAGAAAGAGCUCUUGGCGUUCAAUGGUGUGUGUCCUCUGAUGACUUCCAGUUCAGAGUGACCAUCAAGGAACAUCCAAAUACCAGAAGAGGAGUACUUUCUACAGUAGCUUCCAUCUACGAUCCAUUGGGGUUCGUAGCGCCCUUUAUUCUACGUGGAAAGCAGAUCCUACAACAACUCUGUAGAGACAAAGUAACUUGGGAUGAGGAGCUCCCACUAGAGCUAAGAGCACAAUGGGAAAUCUGGCUACAAGAUCUUCGAAACUUAUCUAAUGUAAGGAUCAAAAGAUGUUAUAUCCCAGAUAGCUUCAAAGAUGUCAAGCAGUACGAACUUCACCACUUCUCCGAUGCAAGUGUCACCGGUUAUGGGGAAUGUACUUACCUCAGAGCAGUCGAUGUCAAGGGAGAUGUUCACUGCACACUAGUCAUGGGAAAAGCACGGGUUGCUCCUACCAAAGUAACCACAGUGCCACGGCUUGAGUUGACGGCUGCAGUUGUAGCAGCAAAAACGAGUGUUAUGCUCAGAAAUGAGCUUGAAAUAGAGGGUCUUCAAGAACAUUUUUGGACUGACUCAAAGGUCGUUCUCGGCUACAUAAACAAUGAUGCCAGACGGUUUCAUGUGUUUGUAGCGAACAGAAUCCAAAGAAUCAAGUCCACUACAGAUCCUGCACAAUGGCACUUUGUAAGGUCUGAAGAUAAUCCUGCGGAUCACGCGUCGAGAGGUCUCUCCGCAGAUCAGCUUGUUGCUUCAAAUUGGUUCACUGGCCCAGAUUUUUUAUGGGAAAGAGAUCUACCCAGAAGAGAUGUUAUGGUGGGAGAAGUCUAUGAUGAUGAUCCUGAACUUAGAAAGGCCCUGGUGCUCACCACCAAGUUGAUGGAGGAGAGGUCAUUGUUAGAUCGCUUAACAAAGUUCUCUGACUGGAAAAGAGCUGUGAAGGCUAUUGCCUUUCUAAAGCGCCAUGCUAAGCAGAUCAAGGGCAUCAAAGAGAAAGUAAGUGGAUCUACAAGUAUUGAGGAAAGAAAGGAAGCAGAGCUGUUUAUAAUCAAGUUGGUUCAGAGGGAAGCAUUCAACAGUGAAAUCAGAAGUAUAAAGCAAGGCAAGGAAGUAAACCCUAAAGACAAAGUAAACAAACUAUACAAACUGAGUCCGUUUGUAGAUGAACAUGAUGUGCUUAGGGUUGGAGGACGUUUGAUAAGAUCUGUUCUUCAUCCUCAUGUCAAGCAUCCUGCCAUUGUGCCAAAUAGGAGUCAUGUAUCGUCGUUGCUAAUCAAACACUACCAUGAAAAGGUGCGUCAUCAAGGAAGAGGAAUAACUGCAAAUGAAUUGCGAUCCAAUGGAGUAUGGGUAAUAGGAUGCAGCAGUGCAGUUGCCUCACAUAUUCACAAGUGCACAACAUGCAGAAGGUACAGAAGGAGCACACAAGAUCCAAAAAUGGCAGAUUUGCCAGAAGAAAGAAUGGAAAUGACACCUCCUUUCACAUAUUGUGGUAUAGACUGCUUUGGACCGUUCUAUGUGAAGGAAGCAAGGAAAGAACUGAAGAAGUAUGGUCUUAUUUUCACCUGUAUGUGCUCUAGAGCCAUACAUAUUGAAAUGCUUGAUGAUCUCACUACAGAUGCUUUUAUCAAUGCAUUGCGUGGAUUCAUCGCCAUACGCGGCCAUGUGAGACAGUUGAGAUGUGAUCAAGGCACUAACUUCGUAGGUGCAAGAGGAGAGUUCAUGAAGGCAAUGAAGGAUUUGGAUCAUGAACAGUUAAAGAAAUAUGGAUGUGAGUUCAUAAUGAACUUCCCUUCAGCAAGCCAUAUGGGAGGCGUAUGGGAGAGGCAAAUAAGGACGAUCAGAAGUGUCUUGACCGUAAUCCUCGACCAGUCUGCUAAACGACUCGACAGUGCCUCACUCAGAACCUUUCUGUAUGAAGUAAUGGCUAUUAUAAAUAGCAGACCUCUGACAAUCGAGCAUUUGAAUGACCCAACAAGCCUUGAACCUCUCACCCCCAAUCACAUUCUCAUGAUGAAGUCAAACAUAAUAUUCCCACCUCCUGGUGAGUUUGUGAGUCCAGAUCUAUACUUGCGCAAGAGAUGGCGCCAGGUGCAGUUCUUGGCGAACGAAUUUUGGACAAGGUGGAAGAAGGAGUAUCUCCUUAAUCUUCAGCAAAGGCAAAUGUGGCAGAAAGAAAAAAGAAAUACAAAGGUUAAUGACAUUGUCAUCCUGCAGGAGGACAGUUCUCCACGUAACCAAUGGAGAUUGGCAAGGGUGACAGAGGUGUAUCCGAGCACUGAUGGAAUAGUUCGAAAGGUGAAAUUGUUGAUCAGUGACUCGACCUUAGACAGCCAGGGAAGACGCAUUACCAAGCCAGUCUACCUUGAUAGGCCUGUACAAAAGACAGUUGUAUUGCUUGAAGCAGAGUAAAGGUUAUGGUUGCCAUUUCAUAAAUACAGUAUUUUAUGUUACUGUAAGUUUAAGGGCAUACUGUAUGGUUGAAAUUAAAGUGUGAAAGGGUUUAAAUUGUGAGGUGAAAUGACAAAAUAGUCAUUUGGUGGGAGUAUAAAUGUCAUACAUAUUAUUUCUGUUAUUUAACAUGUUUGUUUAAUUUGUUAAGUCUUUUCAUGAAUAAUGAGUACUGACGUUAACGAGGAACUAACGAGUUUGCGUUGCACACGGACAUUUUUUCAGGUGCAACAGGAAAGGUUCUGGUGAGAAGUUAUUUCUCUGUUCGUGUAUUAAAAGAGUUACGUGUACUAUAAGACUUGCUCGUAUUUGAGCAAAUAACUAAAGAUGUUUUUUCCAUUUGUGUUUUUAAGCAAAGGAUUAAGGAAGAUGUGUCUCAUUUUUGUGUUUUGAACGGGUAUUUCAAGGGAACUCAUUCCCUCUUGGUUAUGUGCAGCCAGCGAGGUAUGUGUAUAUUACGUUUGAAUUGGCUAAGUGUAUUUGUACUUACGUUUUAUAGCAUAUGUGAACGUGUUUGUCUUUUACAUUGUCAUACUGUAGUUUGACGGUGGUUUUCAUUGCCGGUUAAUGUGAUGACGGAGAAAUGGAUGACAAGGCAAUAAAUCCAUCAGUAAUCAGAACAACGGUGUCGUUUAUUUCCUGGAGGGAGUGAUAAUUAAC